AUUGAGCCUUGUGCAUUGCUCUUUUCCGGUCUUCUCGACUUCUAUCGUCAUCAUGGGUGUUCCCUUUGAGGCUCUUCUUCCCUUUGGUAUCAUCAUCGGAUCGUUCACUGUCGGCGGUGCCGGCUUGUGGGCGGUUCGGAAAUGGGACAACGAGGGCAAGAUGCCGCGGUGGAAUAAGGACAAGUGGGAUAGAAGAGACCUGAGAAUCACGGGCACGAAACGAGGCCAAUCGAGCAACCACGAAGCUCCCAAGGGAUUCGAGCUCAGCAACCCCUGGAAGAUCGAGAAACGGAUCUUCUAGACAGCAUGGGUUGUCACACGUCAUGUCAUUAUUCCCGCCUGUUCCUUAUUUAUUCGGCCGCAUUACUUUCGAGAGAAAUAUCCACGCAAUGAAAGAUUGAUUGUAUCAUAUUAUAAAAAUAUCUGGCCGGCUGGGUACACCGCCAGGUAGAAUUCAUUUAAGC
Aspergillus costaricaensis CBS 115574 is the source of this 464-nucleotide messenger RNA. RefSeq names its product NADH dehydrogenase [ubiquinone] 1 alpha subcomplex subunit 1. Lineage: Eukaryota; Fungi; Ascomycota; Eurotiomycetes; Eurotiales; Aspergillaceae. The record is from RefSeq and is a predicted model, not a curated record. Bases 53 to 301 code for a protein of 82 amino acids. The transcript is spliced from 4 exons.